Messenger RNA from Phytophthora nicotianae INRA-310, 249 nucleotides. RefSeq lists its product as hypothetical. Lineage: Eukaryota; Oomycota; Peronosporomycetes; Peronosporales; Peronosporaceae. The transcript has a single exon. The coding region runs from base 1 to 249 and encodes 82 amino acids. The record is from RefSeq and is a predicted model, not a curated record.
AUGAUCCCCUGCACCAGCAGGGCUACAAAAAAAGAAAUCAAAAAGGUGUGGACGGAGAAGUUGCUACCGUUUUUGGAGAAUUCGCACGCUGAAAGUGGAGCAAAGGAGCGAUUCCCUCAGGAAAUUGUUAAGAAGUGGAUUAACGAGCCGAUUCAGCCCGAUGGAACAAGCUGCGGUCUUAUGGUUUUGGGAAUGGUCUAUUUGUUUGUGCACAAUGCGCACAGAUUCAAAACGUCAUCGUAUCACUGA